UAAAGCGCAUGUGCAAAAUCAAUAGCUUCGACUUUGCACACGUCACAUACUAAAUUGUACAAACUACAUUUGGAAGGCGUCUACAAACAAGGCAAAUAUGAGAUUGGUGAAAGGAACAAGGAUAUCAAAUGUCAAGCAGAUGUCUCCUUAUAGGUUAGCCAUUGCUCUUGCUAUGUUUGUGCUCUUGUCAUUGUACUUGCUGAAAAAAACCUGGAAUGCAAAUGAGUUAUUGAUGAGACAAAGAAAAGAAAGGUUUCGCAUUCUCUGGUACAACCCAACUGAACAUUUAACAGUACGUCAUACGGAUGCGUUUAAUUGUGGAUUUGAAAAGUGCAAAUACAAUAACUGUAUUAUGACUGUAAAAACAUCAGAUGCAAAUAUCAGUCAGGCUAUCAUUUUUGAUGGUCGUAGAAUGCCAGAGAAUGUAAACUUCACUCGUCCAAAUGGCCAGAUAUGGAUUUUUGCAGCUCACGAAGCUCCUAUUUCAUACGGCGACACAGGGACAUGGUGGUAUAGUAAUAAAGACUACUCCUUCAACUGGACGAUGACUUAUGACAAAGAUAAUUCUGACAUAUAUUUGCCAUACGGAGAAAUACUGAAACACAAAACAGAAGUUAUAAGGGACUACGAAUCAAUUUCACAAAAGAAAAACAAAACUCUCUUAAUAAUAGUUUCUCAUUGUAGUGUCAGGUCUAAACGUCAGGAAUAUGUAAAUAAGUUAAAGGAAUAUGUUGACGUUGAAGUCUUGGGAAACUGUGGGGAAAAGUGGACAUGUGGUACUAACCUCAAACACGACGAAGACUGCUUUAAACUUUUAAAUACAACAUUUAAGUUUUACUUAGCCUUCGAAAAUGCGUUUUGUCAUCAAUAUAUAACAGAGAAAUUUUACGAUAAUUUCAAUUAUGAUCUAAUUAUGUUGGUACGUGGUGGAAGCCCUGGCGAAACGAAACAAAUAUUUCCCAAGGGAACAUUUGUAUCCACCGAUGAAUUCGAAUCCGUUCAAGAUCUUGCACACUUUCUUAAACAUAUCAGUGUUGAAACGUAUGCCUCAUAUUUAAAGCGGAAAAGUCAAUAUUACUCAGCUGGGUAUUUGUAUGUAUAUCAAAGAGCUAUGUGCAACCUAUGUGAAAGGAUGAAUAAUCAGAGCAAAUAUGCAAAAGAAAUCACAGAUAUAAAGGAAUGGGCAUAUGGCCCUAAACCUUGCAUGGAUCCAAAUGACGUGACAGAUGUGCGAUGAAUGAACGUUAAACAGCAGUUUAAAUUUGUAUACAUAAGUGUGUUUUUAUGAUUUAUUUUUAUGACGACAAUAAGGAAUCACCCAUAGUUUGUGUGAAAGGAUAAUUGUUCAACAAUGAUCAAGCAAGUAUGCAAAAACUAUCACAAAUGUAAAUAAAUGAAUGAGCAUUUAUUCUUUUCCAUGUAUUAAUCAAAAUUACAUGUAAGUUCGCAAAGAACUAUUUUUAAUGUCUAUUGAAUAUGUUUUUAAUGCAUUCAUUUUCUAGCAACCUUUAAUUUUAAAAUAAAUAAUGAAUAUACGCGUGUUUGAAGUGUAAGUCACAAAAUUGAUAGGUAGAUUUAAUGUUGCUGAAAAACUUUUUGCGUAAAUGUUGCAAUUUAUCAAAAUUUGUAGAGAACUUAUAACAACCUCAUCUAAACACAUCUGCGGAUGUGCAACAUUUUCCCAGUUCAUGCAAAAUGUGAAUUCUAAUUUGGCCGGUGCUAGCAGACGUGAAAGGUGUCUUGCUUGUUCAUGAAUAAAUCAAUCAAGCCGAGCCUGCAACAUUUUCAAAUUUGUCGUAGUGGGCGAUCUUAAGGAUUUAAUUUUUCUUUUGUUCAUUUCCCAGAUUUUGUUAUGUUUAAAAUGAAUGAACAUAAUUUUCUCGUUAAGUAGGAUACUUUUUCCUUUCACUAAAAUUUCCUUUAGUGUUCCUCAUAGGCCGGUCUAAGGACCUCUUCUAUUUUCAAACGUUGUCUUUGGUUUGUUGGUUUGGUUUCCUGUUUCCAAACGUGUUAAUCAAAUUAAUUAUUCACAAUUCUUUAGAAUUGAAGCAGGCACAGCCCCACAUUAUCUUGGUAAGCAUUUUAUUCCCAAUAAGGAUAUCCACAGUUACAACAUUUUUUAUAUUGAAAAAGGGUAUUUUACAGUCUAACAGGUCAGACGUUUCUUAGAAUAUACCUUGUUUGUGUUGUAAACGAGUAAUCAUCUUCAAUUACCUGUGUUUCACAGCCCCAUAAAAUUAGGAUUGCAGUGUAAAGUCAAGUUUUUAUAAUACUUUUAAUCAAGACUUUGAUUUUACAUAACCCAAUGCUAGGGGGGUGUAGCCGGUAACUAGUACUUUCCAAAACCGUCCAUGAACAAACUUUAUCAAAUCGAGCUUGCAACAUUGUCAAUUUUGCCGUGCUGUGCUUGCUUUAGGGAUUUUUUUUCUAUUUUGGUAUAGUGUGUAUAGUUUUAUGCUUUCCAUAUGUCUGAAUUAUUUUCAGUCUCGAACGUUAGUUUGUCACUGAUUGCAUGUAUUUGGUUUGGACUUAAAGUAAAUGUCAUAAAGCGAUACCUUCUUAAUUGGUGGAGGAAAACCUCAGGUACGGCUCUGUAAAUUACAGGCUCGAACGGCACCUGGGUAGAACUGCCGACGUUCAGUUGUCUGGCUGGAUAUGUGCAUAACAGUGAUAUUCAAUAAAAAUUUGUUAGUCUUGUCAUUUUCAAUAAAUGCAUUAUCUGUGAUGUUCUAUUAUUAUUUCACCACCAAGACAUUUAAUAUAUUUUAGUAUGUGCUUUAAAUCUACGAUAUUCUUUAAGGACAAUAUUGGAACUAGAAAGGAUGAAUCCUCUUUUUGUGUUAUCCAGGUGCUGGUAUAUUGUUUUAUCUUUCAUGUACAUUUGAACACUAUACCAUAAACAAACUUGAUACAAAAUGAUAAAUUGUUCAAACAGAGUAUCGACAAAAGAUUAAAUAAGAGUCGAUCUCAAAAUUCCAAUCAAUUUACAUGAUCUCAUGAUAAAAAUAUAGAACAAAUUAAAGGAGCUACUCAUAACAUGAAAACAAUGAUCAACAAAGAAAGAUGGCAUGCAAUGAAAGCAUCCCAAGCCUUAAAAACCUGAAAAGAUGUUAAAGACAUACAUUCAGAAUUUAAAAGAAAAUCGAUAUUUAGAGCGAUUUUAAGUCCGAUCAUGAUAUAUUGUGCCUGAAAAGCUUCUCCAAAUUAAGGUAAUUUUGCCCAAUGAAAAGGAUUAUUUUAAGUGUUGCUAGUGAAAUCUCAAAUAAUGCACUGGAGUAAUGGGUACGAAAUUACAUCAAGACGUAGGUAAAAAUCGAAGGAAAUACUGUAAGUCCUCUCAUGCAAUAAACCUUCAGUGGAUUAUCUUAAAUAAUAAAAGAAACGGCAACAGCCAUCCAUAUGGCAAAUAAGUCGAAAAUAAUAGGGACGGCAUAUGCCGUCCCUAUGGCAGUGAAAGGGUUAACAUUGUUACCUUUAAGCUAUUUGUAGACAUUUAAAUACACAUGACAUCAUGGAUCAUUAUUGUCUUAUGUAGUAAAAUGAUAAUUUUACAAAGUUAAUGUUUUUAACAUCUCUGUGACCCAUAGAUUGAUACAUUCCAUAAUACCUUCAAUAUUUAUCAGUUUAUUGUUAGCUCACCUGUCACAAAGUGACAGGGUGAGCUUUUGUGAUCGCUUUUCGUCCGGCGUCCGUCCGUCCGUCGUCCGUCCGGCCGUAAACUUUUACUUUAAAUGACAUCUCCUCAUAAACCACUAAGCCAAUUUCAUCCAAACUUCACAGGAAUGUUCCUUUGGUGGUCACCUUUAAAAGUUGUUCAAAGAAUUUAAUUCCGUGCAGAACUCUGGUUGCCAUGGCAACCGAAAGAAAAAACUUUAAAUAUCUUCUUUUAAAAAACCAUAAGAGCUAGAGCUUAGAUAUUUGGCAUGAAACAUCUUCUAGUGAGUGUCUACCAAGUUUGUUCAAAUAAAAGCCCUUGGGUCAAAAUUGGCCCCGCCCCGGGGGGUCAUUGAUUUUCCCUAUAUGCAUAUAGUAAAAACUUAAAAAACCUUCUUUUAAAGAACCCAAAGAGCUAGAGCUAAGAUAUUUAGCAUGAAACAUGUUCUAAUGGGUGUCUACCAAGUUUGUUCAAAUGAAAGCCCUGGGGUGAAAAUUGGCCCCGCCCCUGGGGGUCAUUGAUUUUCCCUAUAUGCAUAUAGUAAAAACUUAAAAAAUCUUCUUUUAAAGUACUCAAAGAGCUAUGGCCAAGAUAUUUA
Molecule: messenger RNA, 4253 nt
Organism: Ruditapes philippinarum (Manila clam)
Lineage: Eukaryota; Metazoa; Mollusca; Bivalvia; Venerida; Veneridae
Product: glycoprotein 3-alpha-L-fucosyltransferase A-like
Exons: 4
Coding region: 98-1237 (379 amino acids)
Cellular component (GO): membrane
Molecular function (GO): alpha-(1->3)-fucosyltransferase activity
Source: RefSeq, a predicted model, not a curated record